Messenger RNA from Lodderomyces orthopsilosis Co 90-125, 1062 nucleotides. It is a transcript of the gene SEC20, whose product is annotated as Sec20p. The record is from RefSeq and is a predicted model, not a curated record. Gene Ontology annotation, cellular component: SNARE complex; endoplasmic reticulum. NCBI's taxonomy places the organism in Eukaryota, Fungi, Ascomycota, Pichiomycetes, Serinales, Debaryomycetaceae. The transcript has a single exon. Gene Ontology annotation, biological process: retrograde vesicle-mediated transport, Golgi to endoplasmic reticulum. The coding region runs from base 1 to 1062 and encodes 353 amino acids. Gene Ontology annotation, molecular function: SNAP receptor activity.
AUGACUGCUAAAAAAAUUAGAUUCGAGGAGAAUUCUUUGCGACCUUUCAUAAGAGGGCUACGUCACCAACAUUCGACUAGACAACAACGUACAAUGGAUAUAAGCACGAAACUAGACCACCUCCAGAAGAAUAUUUAUUCCGAUUUCGAAAGUCUUUUACUGACAUUGAAUGCCCCAGAUGAUGACAAUUCUGCAACAACAAUUCGAACACACAUCAAUCAAAGCUUGCUCGAGUUUAGGGAUUUCCUACGUAUCAUGAAGUCGACAUCAAAAGAAGACUCGACAUACCGCAUUUACGACCUAAAAUACAAGUCGCUUAAGCAAAAGUUUAGAAAAGUGCAGCUUUAUCUCAAUGAAGAGCAACAAGUGAAAAUUCAAGACUAUCGAUUGGUUCAUUUUAACCUACUUCCCGAAACAAAUACUGAAACGGGCGAUGAAUUCAAUGGAGACACCCUUCAGUCAGCAAGAGACCAACUAUUCUCCAAUAGGUCUUCUAAAAAGACAGCUGAGGCUUCAAUUGCCCAGCAAAUCAACGAACAAAACACCAAAAUCACAUCAUCGUUGCAAAAAUCUCGAGAUUUGUUAUCAACUACAAUUUUACAAUCGGAAUUAAACAUAGAUGCUAUAGAUCAGCAAACGAAAGAUUUGGCAAAAUUGAAUGAAAGAUUUAUCCAAUUCGGUGAUCUUUUGAACAAGUCUAGAGGAAUUAUCAAAUUCAUUGAAAAGCAAGAUAAACUGGAUCGACAACGAAUUUACCUCAGUAUGGGGUUUUUUAUUUUAUGUUGUUGUUGGGUGUUGUAUAGAAGAGUGUUGAGAAGACCUUUGAGGAUAUUGUUUUGGUCAUUGUUUAAGAUAUUCAACAUCUUCAAUUGGAUUGUGGGAACUGGGUCUCGAGUGAAAACAGCCGAGGAACGGGUUGACGAAUUCAGCUUGCUUGCCUCAACCACUGCUGUGGCUCUUUCCACUGCAUUGGGUGACUUUUCUGAUGAUUCCUUGACAGAAACUCUAGAGGACAUCAUUUUAACAGUAACAACAUCUGUACGUUUUGCUGAUGAACUAUAA